This is a messenger RNA of Wickerhamiella sorbophila, 3132 nucleotides long. RefSeq lists its product as hypothetical. NCBI's taxonomy places the organism in Eukaryota, Fungi, Ascomycota, Dipodascomycetes, Dipodascales, Trichomonascaceae. Gene Ontology annotation, molecular function: SNARE binding; guanyl-nucleotide exchange factor activity. Gene Ontology annotation, biological process: early endosome to late endosome transport. The transcript has a single exon. The record is from RefSeq and is a predicted model, not a curated record. The coding region runs from base 1 to 3132 and encodes 1043 amino acids. Gene Ontology annotation, cellular component: tubular endosome; late endosome; early endosome.
AUGUUUUUCAGCACAGUAAUCGAGGCAUUGUUUGACGAGAAUGUUUUAGUUCCAAACAGAACUUUGAAACAGGCACAUGGUGCCCUUAACGGUACCGAGAUUGUUGCGUUAAUCAGUCCUGAUAUGAGCCUUUCACACCAAAUCCCGAAAGAUGAGCUAUACCAGGAUAGUUACUUACUGGCCCAUAUGGUGCGACUCGGUCACGCUAAAGUUGGAGCAGGUAGGCAAUUGCUUGCUCCAACAUUCACACCAAAUACGUACGUGGAGAUUAGGGACUCCUCUAUUUGUUUCAAGACCACCUCUGGUCAGAAAUCUCUUGAUCCAGGAAAGCCUGUGGGAAUAAUUGACAUCUUUUGUUGGAAUCCUGGUGUGUCUUACAUCGGAUGCGACCGGGUGAUUUUUAUGUUUAUACUAGAUGGCCUCUUUGUGCCUUUACGAAAACCACGGCAGCCCUUGUUCUCUCGGCUGAGGGGAUUGCCAGAACAAACCCACGCGUACUUGGAGAAUCCCUCGCGAAAAGAAGGACCUGAGCUAUCUUCUGUAAUUGGGAAAGACAAAACUAAACUCAAGAAGGCCAAUGCAUGUCUGGGCGAACUGGUUAUGUCUUUUGAUGAGCAAGUUCCAACUACAGCCCACGGCGUUGCUCAGCUUUAUCGCGAACUCGUAGAACGGUCGCAUUCAUCUUUACUAGAGCUUGGAAUUGACAAUAAAAGAGUACUUUGCGAGUGGUUAGAGUGCCAUACUGGGUACCGGGUUUUCAAGAAGCUAAGGUCCUUGUUUCACGGCUCGACGUUCCAAAAUAAUCGUGCUAAACUCACCUGUCUAGAUGUUUCACAAGUUGGGCUUCCAGAUGGUAUCGACUUGGCUAAAGCCGACUGUCUUGUCAACCGAGUCGUAGAGACUUACAACACGAUCCUUCAAAGCACAAAUAUCAACGAGAUCUGCUGCGUUUUAAUCAGGGUAAUAGAUUCAUUGGGUGAAGCAGAUCUCAAUGUGCCAGUAUCCGCUGAUGCUCUGCUAGGUCUUUUCUUGCUAGUGGCUUUAAGAGCCCAGACAGCCGAGCAGUUGGAUGUGCACCUAUUUAUUUUGCGAAAUUUUUCUUACUUUCGCUCAUCUUUAGACCGUGGCCAUCUCGGUUAUACUUUGAUGAUUGCAGAAAGUGUCGUACAUCAUAUCGAACAUUCUUUCGACGAACUUUUGGCCCAUGCUCGAGCGGCUGAGACAUUUUGGCACGCUAUCGAAACUAAUUCGAUUGCCGAACUCGAAAAAAUCGAGGAUAAGUCCAUCUUCAAAGCUCGUCGAACUGGUACGGCACUAUUCAGCUGCAUCAAUUCGGGAAACACGGAGUUAGCAAACUAUGUGUUGGGUUGCGAUGUCUUGACCACUCAUGACCUUGUGAACGAUCGCGACGAGCAGCACAGAACCUUGCUAAUUGCUGCAUUAAAGGCUGAAUCGCCGCUUGUUGAUCGCCUUAUAUCUAUUAUUUCUACGCUUUCAGUCUCUGAGCAGAAGGCUUUUUACCAGAGCCGCGACGUAACGCGCCGCUCAGUUGGUCACUGUUUAUUUCACCGGGCGGACCUUAUCAAGCGUCUCGGUCCAUUUAUCGAUUGGAAUGCAAAUGAUUUCACAUUGAUGUCUCCUCUUCUAACUGUAGCUGUCUGCUAUGAUCACCAAAAUUACGAUACCAUGCUUCUUGAUAGCCUCAAUGCGGUGACGGAUCAGGACCCCAAUGCAAGCCUUUAUGGUCAUUUCGACAAGAAGUGUCACAGUCUGCUACAUCUUGCCAACCCUCAAAGCACCGAGCUUAUGGCGAAACUAGCAAGUAUGCCCGGCUAUGAUAUCGCUGUUGUUGAUAGCAAGCUUCGGUCGGCUUUGAUUAAUUCUCUUCGGUUCAACCGCAUCAAGUUGGCAAGGUUUUUUGUACAAGUCGAGCCUUACUUGGAUAGCAUCUUUUUCCAUGUUUCAAUGGCCCAUGCACCGGAGGGAAGGCGUCUCCUGAAGCUCGUUUCGGAGAGAGCUCAAUCACAUGUGGCAAUUCCAGACCUUGUUCAGAUACAUUCCCACGGCAAAAUUUGUUACGAAUUCAGCACUCCAGGAACAGACGGGGCCGUAAUCACACGCACAGUCGCUGAUUUUAGUAUGCUACGCCGAAUAUUGGAGAUAAAGUUCCCACUUUCAUGGCUCCCCACUCUAGGGCUCAUUGACGACCGCUGGCUCAACAACUCCACGCUAGGUACGAGCUACAGUUUCGUUGCAACAGAAGUGUUUUUGGCAUAUGUCAAAUGUUUGAAAAGCCACGCGACGAUCAAAAAUUCUGAGGAGUUCAAGCAGUUUUGUACAGACCCCAAAUGGUCCGGACAAGCGGUUUUAGCGCAGGUGGACUCAGAAGCUAAGCUUCGACACGAGCCUGUUGACAAGCAACAGAACCUCGGAUCAGAGAAAACGCGAUUUUUUGCCCAAGAGUCACGUUCUAUCGAUACUUUUUUCCAGUUCAGCAUCGAGCAAAUACAAGCACUGAUGCAGCAGCUCACCAGAUUGGCUAGCUCAAUGCAGCAUUUGCUCAAUUGCUAUCUAGAGGAAACUUUCUGUCAAGGCUAUGUUUGGAACGAGAUUAGUGACCUCUCGCUCGUGUUAUUCGAACAUGUGCGUCCGGUUGUAUCUUGUAUUUUCAGGCAGAAAUUGCAGCAUGUCUACUGGAAGCCCCGGAUUGAAUGUGCUUCUUUGGCUCUGAACUCCGCUAGAAUUAUAGAGGUUUUGUCAGUCCCAGUUGCAAUGAUCAAAGAGAUGAAUUCCGCCCAAGAGGAAUUAGAGGCUGAGCGGGCCCAUCUUGCUGAGCUUGGGUCUCGCAAGAUUUGGUCACUUUCGUAUUUCGAGGAACGCCGUAUAAAUGGGAUGCAAGCUUCUGAAGAUAAAAUAUCUCGGCUCCGAAUGGAAAUUUCUCGCCUUAUGAAUAGAAUAUGCCAUUCUCAGGAGAUCCUAGCUUCGGAACUGGCAUCUUUCAUGGAAUUCCAGGAGCGUACUUUGCUUGACAUGAUGCAGGUCAUCGCAGUCUCCAACAUUUCAUCUCUUAAAAAGCGUUUAGCAAAAACCCAGUUUAUUUUAGAUAGCUUGAAGGCUACACCUGGAGGGUGA